AUGGAGCCUGGGGGCUUGGCCGGCACAGGCACCCUUGUGCAGCAUGUGGUCACAAGCAGGCCCUUGCUCCGGUCUCGCUGGAUGGCGGCGCCCACUCCUAGUGAGCUCGAGGGGGGAAGGACCGGGGCAGCCGGAGCAGGGGCCAGGAUGCGCCGGAGUCGGACAGCCCUGUCCUUCCUGAGCAUGGAGCGAUCCAGAGACUCCCCGGACCUCGGCACCUGCAGCACAGCACCCCAUAUGAACGCCAUCAAGCGGCGUUUCUCGGGGACCCCGCUGCUACCGCCGCUGGCUUGCCGCCAUGUGGCACUCAGCGAGGCCAGCAGGCCCCCAGAGCCAGAGGGCCCCAGGGUCGUGUUCACCAUCGAAGAGAGCAGGCCGAGCAGCGGCCAGGAGCCUGGCUUCUUACGCUUUGACAUUGAAAAUGGCCUUUCAUCGGGGAGGAGCCCGCUUGACCCCCAAGCCAGCCCCGGCUCUGGCCUGGUCCUGCAGGGGAACGUCCCUCACAGCCAGCGGCGGGAGUCCUUCCUCUACCGCUCCGACAGCGACUAUGAUCUGUCUCCCAAAGCCAUGUCCCGGAACUCCUCCAUCGCCAGCGACCUGCAUGGAGAAGACAUGAUCGUCACGCCCUUCGCGCAGGUCCUGGCCAGCCUGCGCACCGUCAGGAGCAACUUUGCCAUGCUGACGCAUCUGCAGGACCGCGUGGCUAGCAAGAGAACUUCUAGCAGCAACCCGCCAUCUGUGUGCAAGGCCAGCCUGUCGGAGGAUGCCUGUCAGAAGCUGGCAAUCGAGACCCUGGAAGAGCUGGACUGGUGCUUGGACCAGCUGGAGACCCUGCAGACCAGGCAUUCUGUCAGCGAGAUGGCCUCCAACAAGUUUAAAAGGAUGCUGAAUAGGGAACUGACGCACCUAUCCGAAACCAGCCGCUCUGGCAACCAGGUGUCUGAAUACAUCUCCAGCACCUUCCUGGACAAGCAGCAUGAGGUGGAAAUUUCCUCCCCCACGCCCAAGGAGAAGGAGGCGGAGAAGACGACGCGCCCCAUGGCCCAGAUCAGCGGCCUGAAGAAACUGACGCACAGCUCCAGCUUCAUCAGCUCCAGCAUCCCUCGCUUCGGGGUCAAGACGGACCAGGAAGGGCUCCUGGCCAAGGAACUCGAAGAUACAAACAAAUGGGGUCUUGACAUGUUUAAAAUCACCGAGUAUUCUGGCAACCGCCCGCUUACGGUCGUCAUGUACAGCAUCUUCCAGGAGCGGGACCUGAUGAAGACCUUCCGCAUCCCAGCCGACACCUUCAUCACCUACCUGAUGACCCUGGAGGACCAUUACCACGCCGACGUGGCCUAUCACAACAACAUCCACGCCGCAGACGUGGUCCAGUCCACGCACGUGCUGCUGUCCACGCCGGCUCUGGAGGCUGUGUUCACGGACCUGGAGGUCAUGGCUGCCAUCUUCGCCAGCGCCAUCCAUGACGUUGACCACCCAGGCGUGUCAAACCAGUUCCUGAUCAACACCAACUCGGAGCUGGCUCUGAUGUACAACGACGUCUCUGUCCUGGAGAAUCACCACUUGGCCGUAGGCUUCAAGCUCCUCCAGGAGGAAAACUGCGACAUCUUCCAGCACCUCAGCAAGAAGCAGCGGCAGUCGCUCCGCAAGAUGGCCAUCGACAUGGUGCUGGCAACGGACAUGUCCAAACACAUGAACCUGCUGGCAGAUCUGAAGACAAUGGUGGAGACCAAGAAGGUGACCAGUCUGGGAGUCCUGCUGCUGGAUAACUACUCGGACCGAAUCCAGGUCCUGCAGAACAUGGUUCACUGCGCUGACCUCAGCAACCCCACCAAGCCCCUGGAGCUGUACCGCCAGUGGACGGACCGGAUCAUGGUGGAGUUCUUCCACCAGGGGGACCGGGAGCGGGAGAAGGGCAUGGAGAUCAGCCCCAUGUGCGACAAGCUCAGCGCCUCCGUGGAGAAGUCCCAGGUGGGCUUCAUCGACUACAUCGCUCACCCGCUGUGGGAGACGUGGGCCGACCUGGUGCACCCCGACGCCCAGGAGAUCCUGGACACGCUGGAGGACAACCGGGAGUGGUACCAGAGCAUGAUCCCGCACAGCCCCUCACCACCCGAGGAGCAGGACCCCGAGAAGGGCGGUGGGGGGGAGAAGUUCCAGUUCCAGCUGACCCUGGAGGAGGAGGGCGAGUCGGACACUGAGCCAGAGGAGGCCGAGAGCCCGCUGGAGGAGGACAACAGUGGCAGCGACUCCAAGAUGCUGGCCACGGACGACUCGGCGUCGCCAGAGCUCGAGCGCCUGUCCCCUGGCUCAGCUGGCCGGGACUCUCCACCCCCCACGCCCAGCGGCCCGCUCAGGAACACGCUGGUCAAGCAGAAGGAGGCCUUGCACUUUGACAACAGGAGGGCUCUGGAGAGGACGCUCUCGCAGCCCGACAGCGGCACCUUGGAGUUGGGCCGCAGGGGGAGCCUGGAGGCCAAGGAGCUGGCCCUGGACACAGAGGGGAACCUCACGUUUCUGCCACUGGGGACGUAA
Molecule: messenger RNA, 2535 nt
Organism: Emys orbicularis (European pond turtle)
Lineage: Eukaryota; Metazoa; Chordata; Testudines; Emydidae
Gene: PDE4C
Product: phosphodiesterase 4C
Exons: 17
Coding region: 1-2535 (844 amino acids)
Biological process (GO): signal transduction
Cellular component (GO): cytosol; nucleus; perinuclear region of cytoplasm
Molecular function (GO): 3',5'-cyclic-AMP phosphodiesterase activity
Source: RefSeq, a predicted model, not a curated record